This is a messenger RNA of Chrysemys picta bellii (western painted turtle), 3335 nucleotides long. Lineage: Eukaryota; Metazoa; Chordata; Testudines; Emydidae. The record is from RefSeq and is a predicted model, not a curated record.
CUUCCUGAUGAAUGUUCCAGAUGUUGCCAGUUACUGCCGGAUGUAUUCUAUAAAUGCCCAGCAGGGCUUCGAGAACUUUGCCUUGAUGGUGGCCAAUACAGCAGAGACUGGCGCCAUCAUCCUAGACAAUCAGCCUGUAAGGGAUGUGGUGUGGAACCGAGUCCCUGGCACUGAGUUCGUUUGGAGCAUGCAUACGCUUGCACCUGCCAUCAGAUCCCAUGCUGUGGAACAUCCCAGCUCUCCAUUUGCGCUCCUGAGUGUUGGCACUGCCGCCAUGGACAGCUAUGGGAUUCCGGGUUCCUGCAGGAAGAAUGUUACAUUUAAAUACCAGACUGAGACUCCACAUAUAAAAGAGCAGUUGGAGAUGUGCAAAGAUGUCUUUCUGCAGGGCAGCAACAGUGAAUUUUGCUCCUUCGUGAAUUCAACCUUAGUGAAUUUGGAGACCAUGUAUGCCCAGGACAGAACAGUAUCGCUGAAGGAAGUCGCUGGCCCCUUUGGUUCCUUCCUGAAUAGCUCCACCCUCAGUGCUGGUGGGAACGAGAGCAAGAGGGAGGUGGCCUCUGCCGUGACGUUCCUCCUGCAGAGUGUGGAAUUGGCUGCACUGACGGCUGCUUUGAAGUCUCCGGAGAUGAAGAUCCAGAACGUGACAACAGAGUCUAUGGCUAUCGAGACGCUCCUCGUUGUCCCGGCUGCAGGUCCCUGUGAUGAGGUCUUCAGGCUGAUUGCUCAGGAGGAGACAAUGGACAUUCACUGUGAUACGGUCACCAGAGCAGCGACAGAAGAUUCUGGGGCUGUUGCUUUUAUUUCUUACUCCACCCUGGAUUCCAUCAUUGACAAGAGAUUUCUCAAGGAGGGAGAUCUAAUGGCUGAUGAGAAAUUGAGGAAUUUUCACCUGAAUUCCAGGGUGGUGAGUGGGGCUGUUGGAGAUGGGAGGUUCAUGAACCUCUCCAAACCUGUGAACUUCACCCUGCGCCAUAGACAGGCAAAGAAAGAGGAGGAAGAGACUCGCUGCGUUCAUUGGAAAUUCAUCGCUGGGAAUGGCAUCUGGCCUAAGGAUGGCUGCACUGUUCUCCACACAAACAGCACUCACACCAUCUGCAGCUGUGACCAUCUCUCCAGCUUCGCACUCCUUAUGGGUCACACCAGAGUUAAAGGGAGAAAACACCUGCUGGGUUUAGAUGUUACCUUUAAAUCUCUGACUGAGACCCUACAGAUAAAAGAGCAGUCGGAGAUGUGCAAAGAUGUCUGUCUGCAGGGCAACAACAGUGAAUUUUGGUCCUCCAUGAAAUCAACCUUAGUGAAUUUGGAGACCAUGUGUGCCCAGGACAGAGCAGUAUCGCUGCAGGAAGUUGCUGGCCCCUUUGAUCCCUUCCUGAAUAGCUCCACCCUCAGUGCUGGUGGGAAUGGGAGCAAGAGGGAGGUGGCCUCUGCCGUGACGUUCCUCCUGCAGAGUGUAGAAUUGGCUGCACUGACAGCUGCUUUGAAGUCACCAGAGAAUACGACCCAGACUGUGACAACAGAGUCUAUGGCUAUCGAGACGCUCCUCGUUGUCCCGGCUGCAGGUCCCUGUGAUGAUGUCUUCAGGCUGAGAGCUCUGAAUGAGACGAUGGACAUUCACUGCAAUACGGUCACCAGAGCAGCCACAGGAGAUUCUGGGGCUGUUGCUUUUAUUUCUUACUUCACCCUGGACUCCAUCAUGAACAAGAGAUUUCUCAAGGAGGGAGAUCUAAUGGCUGAUGAGAAAUUGAGGAAUUUUCACCUGAAUUCCAGGGUGGUGAGUGGGGCUGUUGGAGAUGGGAGGUUCAUGAACCUCCCCAUACCUGUGAACUUCACCCUACGCCAUAGACAGGCAAAGAAAGAGGAGGAAGAGACUCGCUGCGUUCACUGGAAAUUAAUCGCUGGGAAAGGCAUCUGGGCUGAGGAUGGCUGCACCGUUCGCCACACGAACAGCACUCACACCAUCUGCAGCUGUGACCAUCUCUCCAGCUUCGCACUCCUUAUGGGUCACACCAGAGUGGAGGAGAGUUACCCACUGACCAUCAUCACCUAUGUGGGACUGACCCUCUCCCUGCUGUGCCUCCUCCUCGCCAUCCUCACCUUCCACCUGUGCCGCUCCAUCCGCAACAUCAGCACUUCCAUCCACCUGCAGCUCUGCCUUUGCCUCUUCCUGGCCAACCUGCUCUUCCUCACCGCAGUGACCCGCAGCAGGAGUCGGGUGGUGUGUGCUGUCAUUGCUGGUUUCCUACACUACCUCUUCCUGGCCUGCUUCAUCUGGAUGUUCCUGGAAGGGCUGCACCUCUUCCUCACUGUCAGGAACCUGAAGGUUGUGAAUUACACCAGCGCCAGCCGGUUCAAGAAGAGAUUCAUGUACACAUUUGGCUACGGAUUCCCAGCCCUGGUGGUGGCUAUUUCUGCAGCGGUGAAUCAUGAAGGCUAUGGAACUUCCAAAUACUGCUGGCUAAGCCUGGAGAGAGGCUUUCAUUGGAGCUUCCUGGGUCCAGUCUGUGCCAUAAUCCUGAUAAAUUUAACAUUUUUUCUUGUAACCCUCUGGAUCCUGAGAGACAAACUCUCCUCCCUUAAUGAAGAUGUGUCCACUCUCAAAGACACCAGACUACUGACUUUUAAAGCUAUCGCCCAGCUAUUCAUUCUGGGCUGCACAUGGAGUCUUGGUCUCUUCCAAGUCGGCUCAGCAAAAAUGGUCAUGGCGUAUUUAUUCACCAUUGUCAACAGCCUGCAGGGAGCCUUCAUCUUCCUGGUGCACUGUCUCCUCAAUCGCCAGGUGAGAGAGGAGUACAGGAGAUGGAUUAAAGGCACAAGAAAACCCAGCCCCACAACUCAAACUUUUAGUCCGUCCAUGUCCACUGUCACUACCAGCACCAAGAUGGCUCCAUGCAUCACUCACUGUGGAACAGGCAGGGAAGGUGUUGGCUUUGACACAAAUUUAGUGAAUUGCGGAGACCCCUCCACUUCAUCUCUGUGAAUCAGUCACCUCUCCAACCACCGAUGUUUAUCAUACAGCCGGCUUUGCUGUGCCAGUGGGGCAGGUGCUUCAGCCGCCAUUCUUCAUCGCAACUACAUACAAAACCUGGAAGGGGAAGCGGGAUUGGACCAAAUCCUCUCUCUGAUCCAAUUCCACAACUGCUGAAUUCAAAGGCCACCGUAGGGUUGUAGCUGGGUGUCUCUCCCAGAUUUAAAGGGUCAGAUCCCAGGUCACAGAGUAGUUAUUUCAGUGCAGGGAUAGCUCAGUGGUUUGAGCAUUGGCCUGCUAAACCCAGGGUUGUGAGUUUAAUCCUUGAGGGGGCCAUUUAGGGAACUGGGGUAAAAAUUUGUCUGGG